AUGCACACACACUACACCGAACUGCUGCCACAACUGGAGAUGUACCUUAGAGCUAACUCAGACGGAGCACAGGAGACCGCCUCAGAGGAAUUGGAACGAGUCACACUCGCACGCUACCAGUCGAAAGCUGUACAACGCCGAGGGGGUGCUGUGACCAAUGUG
Messenger RNA from Sphaeroforma arctica JP610, 162 nucleotides. RefSeq lists its product as hypothetical. The record is from RefSeq and is a predicted model, not a curated record. The transcript has a single exon. Lineage: Eukaryota; Ichthyosporea; Ichthyophonida. The annotation marks the transcript as partial.